Messenger RNA from Selaginella moellendorffii, 1486 nucleotides. Its product is annotated as 12-oxophytodienoate reductase 2. The record is from RefSeq and is a predicted model, not a curated record. Bases 20 to 1192 code for a protein of 390 amino acids. NCBI's taxonomy places the organism in Eukaryota, Viridiplantae, Streptophyta, Lycopodiopsida, Selaginellales, Selaginellaceae. Gene Ontology annotation, molecular function: oxidoreductase activity; FMN binding. The transcript is spliced from 5 exons.
UUAGCAUCACUCGGCUGCCAUGGGUUGCGGUCAGACGCCAUCUAACGAUCAGCACGAGCACCAUCAGUGCAAGGUGAUCCAGGGCAAGGACAUUCCGCUCCUCACGCCGUUCAAGCUUGGCGGAUUUCAGCUGAAACACAGAGUGGUGCUCGCGCCCCUGACCAGGUGCAGAUCGUAUGGCCAUGUCCCGCAGCCUCAUGCCGCCAUUUAUUACUCACAGCGAGCCACGCAAGGGGGGCUCUUGAUCGCCGAAGCCACUGCAGUUUCUCCAUCCGGAUUGGGAUAUCCGCAUAGCCCUGGAAUCUGGUCCGAGGAGCAAGUCGAAGCAUGGAAACCGAUUGUCCAGGCUGUUCAUGACAAAGGAGCUGUUUUCUUUCUACAGAUUUGGCAUGUGGGAAGAGUUUCUCAUACAUCUUAUCAGCCGAAUGGACAGGCACCCGUAUCAUGUACCAACAGGAAAGCACCGGGCCAGUUGAUGCUUCCACAAGGCACUCCCAUGGCGGACUAUUCGCCUCCAAGAGCCCUUGAAACGCAUGAAAUCGCUGGCGUUGUGGAAGAUUUUCGACUUGCUGCUCGGAACGCAAUGAGAGCUGGUUUCGAUGGUGUAGAACUCCACGGAGCUCAUGGUUACCUCAUCGACCAGUUUUUCAAGGACAGCGCCAAUGAUCGGACGGAUGAAUACGGUGGCUCCGUGGAGAACCGAUGCCGAUUCGCACUUGAGCUAGUGGAAGCAGUCUCCAAAGAAGUUGGAGCCGACCGAGUGGGAAUCAGACUGUCCCCGUUCUCCGACUAUGUGGGAGCCGUGGACUCAAACCCCCUGCAGCUCGGCCUCUACAUGGCAGAGGAGCUCAACAGAUUCAACAUCCUGUACGCACACUUUGUAGAACCCAGGAUGAGAGUCGGAGCAGCAAUCGCUCCAGAAGCCGCAGGCAUAUGGCCCUUGAGGAAGGCUUUCAAAGGCACUAUGUUGGUGGCUGGGGGCUACGGCAGAGACGACGGCAACGAGGCAAUCACGGCUGGGAAAACUGACCUGGUGGUGUACGGGAGGCAUUUUCUGGCAAAUCCCGAUCUGCCCAAGCGAUUUGAGCUGAAUUCGGCGCUCAACGUGUACGACAGGCAGACGUUCUACACUCCAGACCCGGUCGUCGGCUACACAGACUACUCCUUCCUGGAAGUCAAAGUCGUUGCUUGAGAUACUGCAAUUUAUAUUGAUAAAACAUAAGGCCUGUGUGAUGGUGAAAGUCAAUAAGUGUGAUGCUGUGGACCAUUUCAGCUUCAAAUCUAGCUUUUUGGAUUUGCUGCAGUUGUGGGGAAUGAGGACAUUUAAUUGCCACCUCGUUCCCUCUCUGCAGUGGUGCUUAUCACAGGGAUCACCAAUCAACCGCUUGAAUUUCUCUUGAAAUAUCCCCAUCCAAUUGUUUGCAAGGAUGAAGAAACCAUACCCUGCGUUUCAAUCAUCAUCUGAAAGACAAGGAUAGUCCAAGUA